CAGGAUUGCCUUGGGAACCAAAAGCAAUUGCAUGUCCCAGGUUGUGCACAAGGCCGUUUGCUCACACCUGUGUCAAACACUCUCAAUUACAGUAGCAUGCUCAGUUCGUCACAGGGACAGCUGUCCAAUGUGGUGGUACACCAUUAUGGCUCCGGCUUUGUAAUGAAAGAGAGUACAGCACAUACUGGAAGACAAGACCUCCUGGUCUCUAAUCCAGUCACUCUCCAGCCGUCCUGGACCUAACCACCCCCCAAAACCAAGCU
This is a messenger RNA of Geodia barretti, 263 nucleotides long. The record is from the annotation of a GenBank genome assembly. NCBI's taxonomy places the organism in Eukaryota, Metazoa, Porifera, Demospongiae, Tetractinellida, Geodiidae.